GCUAUUUAUUUUAUCUCUAUAAAGUGCUUAAGAAUUAGUGUGUAACUAACUUCAUAGACUUUAUUGUCCAAACUGGUUUGUAAGCUGUUGCAGUGGACAAAAUGCUGUCGAGAUUAACUUUUCGCAAUAUUCCUUCACAAGUAAAGACUUUAGCUUGUGGAAUUCAAACAACUGCAAUAGCAUCAUCUAAUGGACCACGUUUAAAGCGACCCAUAGAUGCACCUCCAGUUAGAUUAGGAUUUAUUCCAGAAGAAUGGUUUAAAUUUUUCUAUCCUAAAACUGGAGUUACAGGUCCAUAUAUAUUUUUAACAACUUUUUCAACAUAUUUAUUAUCCAAGGAAUGGUAUAUUAUGGAACAUGAAUUUUAUAAUGGACUUUCUUUGCUUUCAAUCAUUAUAUAUAUCCAAUACAAAUUUGGAGCGAAAAUUGGAGCAUUUAUAGAUAAAGCAGUUGAUAAAGAAGAAGAAGAACUUAAUAAUCAGAAAAAUGAAGAUAUAGAAGAAAUUCAGAAACAGAUUGAUGAGUUGGAAAAAGAAAAGUGGCGCCUUGAUGGACAAUUAAUGCUUUAUGAUGUAAAGAAGCAAAAUAUUUGGAUGCAAUUGGAAGCAAGUUAUAGAGAAAAUUUGGCAACUAUUCAUUCACAAGUUAAAAAAAUUCUUGAUUAUCAUGCUCAAAUAGAUAUUAUAAAUCGUAGAAUUUCUCAAAAACAUAUGAUGCAGUGGAUUAUAAAUAGUGUAUUAGCAUCUAUCACACCUGAACAAGAAAAAGCUAAUCUUCUACAAUGUAUUAAAGAUCUUGAAGGUCUUUCAAAAGCUUGAAGUUUUAUGCAGAACAAAAUAAAAUAAAAAUAUUAUUAGUAA
Apis laboriosa (Himalayan honeybee) is the source of this 860-nucleotide messenger RNA. RefSeq names its product ATP synthase subunit b, mitochondrial (gene ATPsynB). Lineage: Eukaryota; Metazoa; Arthropoda; Insecta; Hymenoptera; Apidae. The record is from RefSeq and is a predicted model, not a curated record. The coding region runs from base 102 to 818 and encodes 238 amino acids. Gene Ontology annotation, molecular function: proton transmembrane transporter activity. The transcript is spliced from 4 exons. Gene Ontology annotation, biological process: proton motive force-driven ATP synthesis.